Chionomys nivalis (European snow vole) is the source of this 2143-nucleotide messenger RNA. RefSeq names its product carbonic anhydrase 3 (gene Ca3). Gene Ontology annotation, molecular function: zinc ion binding; carbonate dehydratase activity. Gene Ontology annotation, cellular component: cytoplasm. The record is from RefSeq and is a predicted model, not a curated record. The transcript is spliced from 7 exons. The coding region runs from base 706 to 1488 and encodes 260 amino acids. Lineage: Eukaryota; Metazoa; Chordata; Mammalia; Rodentia; Cricetidae.
GCUGAAUGUGAAGCCUGGCACCGUCUGCCUCAGAACCUCAUCCCUUGAAGGAUAACGGGACUGGGCAGCGUGUAGUCCCGGGUUCUUCCUCAUCUGUGUUCCCAGGAUUUUACAUGUUUUCACAAGGGAAUCAGGAUAGAGUCAGAGGAUCAGAGUUCUUUCCCCGCCGCCGUCGGGGGAUUCUUUCGGGAAAAGGAACUUUAGCGUUCAGAAGAUCGCAGCCGGUGGUACUCCAGUCCGAGAGAAAAGCAAAGUCUUCUGAGCGAGGCUGCUGGAGCAGCUUUUAGUUGCUGACUAAGCAGAACAAGACUUCAGACAGUGCCGCGCCUGCCCAGACCCCCAAGAGGGAACCAGCAGGAUCAAAAUCGGAGCUCUUAGAAAGCCCUGCCGCUUGGAAACCUGCACAGGGAGCACAGAAGGAGCUCGUGUGAGAGCCAAGGAGGGGCCUUCCGUUCCCCUCCUGCCUCCUCCUGUCACCCUCUCUCCAGGACAGCUGUCCAGCUCUUGUAAUUCAUUGGCUUUCCCCGCCCCGCCUUCAAAAUACCACCCCAAUCCAGUUUAGUCCCCUGCCUCACCCUGCUGACCUAAUAAGGCCAUGCACACUGCAAGAGACCUAUAUAAAAGUCGGGACUCGUGGGGACUUUGCAGGACACCUGGAGCAAGAAAAGGAAGAGCUGUCCAGCUUGGAGAACCAAGAAGGUGACCAUGGCUAAGGAGUGGGGCUACGCCAGUCACAAUGGUCCUGAGCACUGGCAUGAACUUUAUCCAAUUGCCAAAGGAGACAACCAGUCACCCAUUGAGCUGCAUACAAAAGACAUCAGGCAUGACCCCUCUCUGCAGCCUUGGUCAGCAUCUUAUGAUCCCGGCUCUGCAAAGACCAUCCUGAAUAAUGGAAAGACCUGCAGAGUUGUGUUUGAUGAUACUUACGACAGGUCCAUGCUGAGGGGUGGUCCUCUCUCUGGACCCUACCGACUUCGCCAGUUCCAUCUUCAUUGGGGUUCCUCAGAUGACCAUGGCUCUGAGCACACGGUGGAUGGAGUGAAGUAUGCUGCUGAGCUCCACCUGGUUCACUGGAACCCAAAGUACAAUACCUUUGGAGAAGCUUUAAAGCAACCCGAUGGAAUUGCUGUUGUUGGAAUUUUUCUGAAGAUAGGACGGGAGAAAGGAGAGUUCCAGUUUAUCCUUGAUGCCCUAGACAAAAUUAAGACCAAGGGCAAGGAGGCUCCUUUCACUCACUUCGACCCAUCGUGCCUGUUUCCUGCUUGCCGGGACUACUGGACCUACCAUGGCUCCUUCACCACGCCGCCCUGUGAAGAGUGCAUCGUGUGGUUGCUGCUGAAGGAGCCCAUGACGGUGAGCUCAGACCAGAUGGCCAAGCUGCGUAGCCUCUUUGCCAGCGCUGAGAAUGAGCCCCCGGUGCCCCUAGUGGGGAACUGGCGUCCUCCGCAGCCCAUCAAGGGUAGGGUGGUGAGGGCCUCUUUCAAGUGAGGCUCUGGUUCCGUCCUCUUCAGGAAAGAAUACCUGCCCCUGAAGAGUUAACUGCCUCCUGGUGCUCUGUGCUCUAUGCUACCCUAAAACACCUAGAGGGAAAAAGAUGCAGUCGCAGGAAACCGCAAUGCCUUUGACACUAUCUAACCCAGAAGCAUGAAUUUCACCCCUAACCUUUGCAACAACUAUGUUUUCUAUAAAAAUUAGUAUUUCUAGCAUGGGUUCAAUGAGAAAGAAAUAGAAAAAUAGAGAUAUGGAACUUAAUGAGCAUACUAAAUUUCUCAGAACCUCAUGGCUCCUGUUUCCCAGCUGAGUUACUGCUAUACAGAAGUAAUAGGUCAUGUUAUAUGUGUGGGUAUGGAGGCAUGUGCCCACCCUACCACAGUUAAGUGAAGGCACAAGUUAAGAUCAUUGUGUUUGACCUCUUAAAUGCCAGUGAAACUCUAUCACUCGUUAAAAUUUUGCCUACUAUGAAGUUUGCCUGGUUUCAAUUGUCUGUAAAACACACACACACAAGAUCAAGUGAUUUAAAAUGUUUGAUCCAGCAUUUGAAUUUUUCCUUCAUAAAGAUGGUUUUCUUUGAAGCAGGGCCAUUUCUUUUUUAUUUCACUACUUUCAUUUUUGCAUGCCUAUUAAAAUAAUAAUAAAGAUAAGA